Scleropages formosus (Asian bonytongue) is the source of this 1607-nucleotide messenger RNA. RefSeq names its product aldehyde dehydrogenase 8 family, member A1 (gene aldh8a1). Gene Ontology annotation, biological process: retinoic acid metabolic process. The record is from RefSeq and is a predicted model, not a curated record. NCBI's taxonomy places the organism in Eukaryota, Metazoa, Chordata, Actinopteri, Osteoglossiformes, Osteoglossidae. Gene Ontology annotation, molecular function: retinal dehydrogenase (NAD+) activity. The coding region runs from base 39 to 1532 and encodes 497 amino acids. The transcript is spliced from 7 exons.
CCCCAGUCCUGCAAUGAAUUGACGCGUUGGUGACUUUCAUGCACCCUGAUCGAGCAGACAUGGCCCAAGGUGCGGAGCUCAAGACCCCCCUGGUCCUGCAGAACUACAUCGGGGGGGAGUUUGUCCCAUGUUCCCGAUACAUAGACUCAUACGACCCGUCCACAGGGGAGGUGUACUGCCAGGUGCCAGACAGCGGCCCAGAUGAGGUUGAGCAGGCGGUCAACGCGGCCAAAGAAGCGUUCUCCUCUUGGGCCGCCAGGAGCCCCGCCGACAGGGCCCACGUCCUCAACAAGCUGGCCGACCUCCUCGAGGCCCACCUGGAGGAGUUCGCACAGGCCGAGUCCAGAGACCAAGGUAAGACGGUGACGGCAGCUCGCGCCAUGGAGGUACCGAGGGCGGUGUACAACUUCCGCUUCUUCGCGUCCUCCGUCCUGCACCACAUGACCGAGUGCAGUGAGAUGCCCCACGCGGAGUGUGUCAGUUACACGGUGCGCCGCCCCGUCGGUGUGGCUGGACUCAUCAGCCCCUGGAACCUUCCUCUCUACCUGCUCACGUGGAAGAUCGCCCCGGCCAUCGCCACGGGCAACACGGUGGUGGCCAAACCCAGCGAGAUGACAUCUGUCACGGCCUGGAUGUUGUGCAAACUCCUCAAAGAGGCAGACAUCCCCCCCGGCGUGGUGAACGUCGUGUUCGGGACGGGGCCCCGAGUCGGCGACGCGCUGGUCUCUCACCCCGAGGUGCCGCUCGUCUCCUUCACGGGGAGCACGGCCACAGCCCGGCUCAUCGCCGAGCGCAGCGCCCCCUACUGCAAGAAGCUCUCCAUGGAGCUGGGCGGCAAGAACCCGGCCGUAAUCUUCGAGGACGCGGACCUGGAGGAGUGCGUCGCCACCACCGUGCGCUCCAGCUUCUCCAACCAGGGGGAGAUCUGUCUCUGCACCAGCAGGGUCUUUGUGGAGAGGAGCCUUUACCCAGAGUUCCUGCAGAAGUUUGUGGUCGCAGCCCGCCAGUGGAAGACGGGGUGUCCCUUGGACAAGAGCAGUAACAACGGAGCCCUCAUCAGCAAAGAGCACCUGGAGAAGGUGAGGAGCUACGUGAAACUGGCUCUCUCCGAGGGCGGAGUGGUGCAUUGUGGGGAGGGCGUCGACCCGCUGCCUCUGCCCGAACGCAACAAGAACGGCUACUUCAUGGGCGCGACGGUCAUCACGGGCGUGGCGGACGAGUCGCGCUGCAUGCAGGAGGAGAUCUUCGGGCCCGUGGCCAUCGUGACGCCCUUUGACGGCGAGGAGGAGGCGGUGCGCCGCGCCAACAACGUGCGCUACGGUCUGUCCGCCGUCGUGUGGUCGCGGGACGUCGGUCGGGUGCACCGCGUCGCCCAGCAGCUGCAGGCCGGCAUAGUGUGGACCAACUGCUGGCUCGUCCGCGACCUCAACCUGCCCUUCGGGGGCAUGAAGUGCUCCGGCGUGGGGCGCGAGGGUGGCUGGGACUCGUACCACUUCUUCACCGAGGUCAAAACCAUCACCGUCAAGCACUGAGGGGCGGCGCUGGUGCUCCGGGUCACUGAGGUGAAAUGAAAUGAUCAAUGAUGCUACACGAGGGCUGUGGGGAGU